Molecule: messenger RNA, 1398 nt
Organism: Rhopalosiphum maidis (corn leaf aphid)
Lineage: Eukaryota; Metazoa; Arthropoda; Insecta; Hemiptera; Aphididae
Gene: Ypel
Product: protein yippee-like 1
Exons: 5
Coding region: 338-697 (119 amino acids)
Source: RefSeq, a predicted model, not a curated record
CAUUGUGGCGCGCGUGUUGUUUUGUGUUCAUUCGUCAGCUGUUCGCCGCACCAGACGCGUGCACACCACUGUAUUGUCCACACGCACGUAUCGGUAACAAAUAAGCGUUUUUCCGUUUCUUGUCGCGUUGUCGUUUCCUCGUCGAAUCUGUACCGACAGCGAGUCGACUUGACGUGGUCACCUACCUCCGACAUCGUUACACUUUCCACCGCCGCCGCCGACACAGCGACUUGCCGACAGACGACACCGCAGCUACCGUCGUCGUCCGCGCAGUUACACUGGAUGCAUUUGAACUUCAUGUUUCAACCCGUAACCGAGUACCGCUGACUAGAGCACCAUGGUCAAGACGUUUCAGGCGUAUCUGCCGGACUGCCACAGGACAUACUCUUGCAUUCAUUGCAGAGCACACUUGGCAAAUCACGACGAACUUAUAUCCAAGUCUUUUCAAGGCAGUCAAGGAAGAGCAUACCUUUUCAAUUCUGUUGUAAACGUUGGAUGCGGUCCAGCAGAAGAAAGGAUUUUGUUGACCGGACUACAUGCAGUCGCCGAUAUAUAUUGUGAAUGCUGUAAGACCACCCUGGGUUGGAAAUACGAACACGCGUUCGAAUCCAGCCAGAAAUACAAGGAGGGCAAGUACAUAAUCGAAAUGGCACACAUGAUCAAAGAAAACGGCUGGGAGAGUCCGCCGAAAAAAUGAACUCCUAUCGUCUUUCUAUCUAUCUCUCUCUUUGUCUUUCCCGUCAUGCGUUUCUCUCGUCAAAUUCUCUUUGUUUUUCCCUGUCCACUCUACUCUACCAACGCAUACCUACCCAACCACACCAAAAUUCACUCUCUCUUUUUUUUUAAUCCAAUCUCGAAAAGUUUGACGUUUUUCCGGACAAUCUGUUGUUGGUAUUGCCAACGAAUGUUCACCGUGACCGCGACAAAUGUUAUCACACAGUUAUGGCCACAACGAAGGUGAAUAAAAUUAUAUUCACGCUUGUCAUAAUAUUAUCGCCAUCGACCUAGCUCCGCUGGAUAUGCAUGCGCAAGCGAUCAACGGUAAAUGACGGAGGGAAAUCUCAAUUAAUACACUGAAGUUAACGCUAGCCGAUUAGAUUACGGUCUUAUUAUAAUUAUUGAUGGAGUAGUAAUUAACUAAUGGUGUACCUAUUUAUAAUAUUAAGUAUUUUUGUGAUAACGUGAUCGUAUAUAAGAGUAAUAACUAAUAGUAAGUAAAUUCGGCACUGUGAAUCGAUUGAAAAAAAAACAACACAAAAUUAGAGAUGAAUACUCAUCUUCCAAAGCUUUUUACUCGAUGCAUAUUAUAUUUAAUAAUUAUGGCCACAAAAAUAGAUUUAUCAGUUUAUUGAUAUUUCGAAAUAGUGAAAAAAAUAACUAUAAGUUCUUGCGUUGUAC